Molecule: messenger RNA, 1396 nt
Organism: Tilletiopsis washingtonensis
Lineage: Eukaryota; Fungi; Basidiomycota; Exobasidiomycetes; Entylomatales
Exons: 11
Coding region: 102-1286 (394 amino acids)
Biological process (GO): proteasome-mediated ubiquitin-dependent protein catabolic process; nucleotide-excision repair
Molecular function (GO): protein binding; damaged DNA binding; aspartic-type endopeptidase activity
Source: RefSeq, a predicted model, not a curated record
CUGCCACCACCUCACACUCACCUCCAGCCCUCACGCCUCCAGCCCUCACCCCUCCAGCCUUCGCACUCACCAGUCUUCACUCUUGCCUCGCUUCGCUCGGCAUGCUCACCGUGGCCACCGACGACGACACGUUCCAGCUCGACGUCGAGCCCGGCACCACGCUCGAGCUGCUCGCCGGCGUGCUCGAGGCCGAGACGGGCGUGCCGCGCCGGCCGGCCGCAGCGGCGCCUGCUCGGGGUGCGCAGCAGGGUGGCGCGCCGUCCGCCUCGGACCAGGCAGAGAUGCUGCGCCAGCAGAUCAUUGCGGAUCCCCAGCUCAUGGCACAGCUGCGCUCGGCACGGCCGCAGCUGGCCGAGGCGGUGCACGGCCCGCCAGAGCGCUUCCUCGAGCUGCUCAACGCCGAGCGGCAGGCCGCAGACGCCGCCACGCUCGCGCGACAGCGCGCCGAGAUGGAGCUCGCGGCCGCCGACGAGUUCGACAUCGACGCGCAGCGCCGCAUCGAGGAGGCGAUCCGGCAGGAGCGCGUCAUGGAGAAUCUCGAGAGCGCCAUGGAGUACAACCCCGAGGCCUUCGGCACCGUCACGAUGCUGUAUGUCGACUCGGAGGUCAACGGCGUCAAGGCAAGCCACAAUCAUGAGCCCGGACUGUGCAGAGCGCUGCGGCAUCAUGCGGCUCAUCGACACGCGCUUUGCGGGCAUCGCGCGCGGCGUGGGCACGGCCAAGAUCCUCGGCCGCAUCCACCAAGCUCAGGUGCGUGCUCUCCCGCGCGGCACGGCGCAAUUGCUGAUUCUUGGCACAGCUCAAGCUCGGCGACGAGCUCUUCAUCUCCGUCGCCAUCACCGGGCGUCGACUUUCUGUUCGGCCUCGACCAGCUGAAGCGCCACCAAAUGUCGAUUGACCUGGCGCAGAACGCGCUCAUCUGCGACGGGCGCAAGAUUCGCUUCCUGAGCGAGCACGAGCUGCCCGCCAGCGCCACCUUCGGCGAAGAGGACGCAGCCGCCACGUCGAGCGGCGCAGCAGCUCCUGCGGCCGCAGCAGCGGCUGGUAGCUCGGCGGCGGCGCCCGCGAGCUCGUCCGCUGCUGCGUUAGCGCCGCGAGCACAGGCGCCGCCCGCACCCGCAGCGCCAGCACCUCCGUCCGCACCGGCUCCAGCAGCGGGCUCGCGCUGGCCUGCAGAGUCGGUCCAGCAGCUGCGGGACCUGGGCGCGACAGAGAGCCAGGCGAUCGCCAUGCUCGAUGCCGCAGGCGGCAACGUGGACGCCGCGGCGUCGUUCCUAUUCCAAUAGCCGAGCCAAUGCUAUGCGUGCAGAAUGCGGCCCUCGGCGUCGAAGCGCUCCAGCUCGCGCGGCGUGACGAGCCAGCCUGCAAACGGCGCAUCUGACAGCAGCGGCGGUGG